Archocentrus centrarchus (flier cichlid) is the source of this 4438-nucleotide messenger RNA. RefSeq names its product S1 RNA binding domain 1 (gene srbd1). The record is from RefSeq and is a predicted model, not a curated record. Gene Ontology annotation, molecular function: mRNA binding; structural constituent of ribosome. The coding region runs from base 113 to 3172 and encodes 1019 amino acids. Gene Ontology annotation, biological process: nucleobase-containing compound metabolic process; translation. NCBI's taxonomy places the organism in Eukaryota, Metazoa, Chordata, Actinopteri, Cichliformes, Cichlidae. The transcript has 21 exons.
UUUAAGACUUGGCUGCUGUGAUUGGCUCAGUCCAUUCUGUUGCAGGAAGCAGCCGCGCAACUUCACAAAGUGCGAUUGCAGUGGAAUAAUCACAAUUUUCAACAGUAUAAAGAUGAUGCGAAGACCCCGAGCAUCAACUGCCAACGCUGUAAACUGCAAAGUUGUGGACUCCGACUUAUCUUUUUCCCAGACACUGAGUACUGAUGAGGAUCCUGAGGAAUGGAGGCCACCAGAGCCAAAGCCAAAAGCCCCCAGUAAAACUGCCAGAGCAACUGGUGAGAAGAAAGCAGUUGCCAAGAAAACUACUAAACCAAAAGAGGCGAAAGCACCCAAAGAACCUAAAGCUCCCAAACUGCCUAAAGAACCAAAGCUAAGGGCUCCACGUAAAUCUACAGCGGGACGAAAAACACAGGCUGCUAAAAGUCUGAAGGAUUCUCAGGCAUCGGGUUUAGCUGGAAUGAAGAGGAAAGAAGUGGAUGGUGACUUUAGAGAAGACACAGAAGGAACUCAAACUGACUUUCCAGUGGAAGAGAGGGCAGCUGAAGAGAGUGGGACAAGCGUCAGAAUGAAGGAAGAGAGGCUGUCAUUUAUUGUGUCAGAAGCCCAUCAGUCAGACAGACGGGCAGGUGAGGGGUCAUCACGUGCUGGGCUUGGAGUUAAGAAGGAGGAAGUAGAGGAGGAAGAUUUUACUUUUGACAAGCCCUGUCUAAAGAAACAAAAGACCAGUGCUUCCUGGAAGGGACAACCGACUACUUUACCACCAUCUGAGGCACAGUCUUUGAGGAAUGAUCUCAAUAUGAACUGGGACUUGAUAGAGGUGCUGUCCCACUUGACAUGUGUGGAGCAGUGGGUUUGUGCAAACAUUGUUACGUUGCUUCGUGAGGAGAACACUGUGCCGUUCAUGGUGCGCUACCGGAAAGAGAUGAUUAACCACAUGGAUGCUGAUGCUGUUCGAGAUGUCCAUAUGGUGUAUGAGGAGUUAUGCUCUCUGGCUAAGAAGACUCAGUCUGUGAUUCAAGCCCUGAAAAAGGACGGGGUUUUGACAGCUGAGCUGGAACGAAACCUCAGGAGCUGCCGAUCAGCUGAUGAAUUGGAUCAUGUGUACUCUCCCUAUAAGAAAGGCAGCAAGCUGACGAAAGCUCGUAGAGCCAAAGCACUUGGCCUUGAGGAGGCCGCCUCUGCACUGAUUAACACGCCACACACUCUAGAUUUAAGGGCAUGGGUAAAACCUGGUGCUGAAGGUCUUUCAUCAGUGGAUGACGUGGCCACAGGUGUGGAGCAUAUAUUGGCUGAUAUGAUAUCCAAAGACCCUGAGACACUCACCUACGUGAAGACAUUAUGCGAGAACAGUUUUGUAACCAUACAGUCUUCUGUGUCGAAGUCAGCAUUAAAAGAAAAGGAAGAGAAAUCUGCCCAAGGCCAAAAAUCAAAGCCAGGUGCUGAGCACAAAAAAAACAAGGACAUUGACAAGUUCCACCUCUACUUUGACUUUACCUGCAACAUCCAGCGCAUCCAACCCCAUCAGACGCUGGCUAUUAACCGAGGGGAGAGUCUCAAGAUUUUGACAGUGAAGGUGAACAUUCCCGACGGGGUGAAGAGAGACUUCACUAGGUGGUGCAUCAACAACAGGUGGAGGCCAAAGACAUUUGCAAGAAAAGAACUUCAUGCAAUCAUUAGGAAUGCAGUGGAAGACUCUUAUAAAAGGCUUAUUCUGCCUUUCCUCACUAGGAGUUACAGGACUAAACUGACGACUGCAGCGGAGAAGGAGUCAGUCGUCAUGUUUGUGCGCAACCUCCGCCAGCGCCUUCUGGUAUGUCCUGUUAGAGGCUGUGUCAUCAUGGGGGUGGACCCUGGCUUCAGACAUGGCUGUAAGCUGGCAGUUCUCUCCCCUACUGGUCAGAUUCUCCAUACUGAUGUUGUAUACCUGCAUAAUUCAAACCAGCAAAGUGAAGCAGAGAAAUUGCGCCACCUUAUGCUCAAAUACAGCUGUAAUAGGAUUGCCAUUGGCAAUGGGACAGCAUGUCGGGAAACUGAGUCCUUCUUCGCUGACCUCAUCUCCAGGCAUUAUUUUCAUCCCCUGGAUGUCUCCUAUUGUAUAACCAAUGAGGCAGGAGCAUCCAUCUACAGUGUGAGUCCUGAGGCAGUCAAAGAGAUGCCAGACUUGGACCCUAACCUCAGGAGUGCAGUGUCGAUUGGAAGACGUGUCCAAGAUCCACUGGCUGAGCUUGUGAAGAUUGAUCCGAAACACAUAGGCAUUGGAACAUAUCAGCAUGAUGUGUCAGCUGGAGCUUUGAAGGCAGCGCUCAAUGGCGUGGUGCAGGAGUGUGUGAGCUUUGUUGGCGUGGAUAUUAACAUCUGCUCUGAGACACUGAUGAGGCAUGUAGCAGGCCUAAAUAUGGGCAGGGCACGGAGUAUCACAGAAUGGAGAGAGCAGAACGGUCCCUUCAUCAACAGGGAACAGAUCAAGCUGGUCAAAGGCAUGGGGCCCAAGUCCUACCAGCAGUGUGUCGGCUUCAUCAGAAUCAACCCACAAACCCUGUCCAGUGUUAGAUUAUCCUCUAAGCCUACACCAGAAGAACGAGAGAAACCUGCAGCUAAGAAAGCCAAAGGAAAGACUGGUGUCAACAUACCAACCUCAUUUAACCCCCUGGACCAGACCUGUAUACAUCCAGAGUCCUACCAUGUAGCACAGAGAUUUUUGUCCCUUGUGGGUGGGAGUGUGGACCAAAUUGGAAGCGCAAGCCUGAAACACUGUGUAGAGAGCAAGGUUAAGACCAGCGGUGUGGAGGAGCUGGCCCGCACUGUGGACACCACACCUGAGACCCUUAAACUUAUUAUAGAUGGCCUGACGCAGCCCCCUGGGUUUGACAUACGGCAAAAUUUUGGCCAAGCGGACUUUAAGCGGGGCAUUGUAUCGAUGAGUGAUCUGCAGGUGGGUGCAGUGCUGACAGGCCGUGUGGACAACACCACACUCUUCGGGGCAUUUGUAGAUAUCGGCGUUGGGCGCUCAGGCCUCAUCCACAAGAGCAACAUUACUCUGGACAAGCUGCCGGUUAGCCAGCGUCGUCGCAGUCUGGUUCUGGGACCUGGGGAGCGGGUGGAGGUCCGGGUCCUAAAUGUUGACCUACAAAGGGGACAGAUUGGGCUGGAUCUGAUCAGAGUCUUGCAAUAGAUUUACAUUUACUUAUUGCCCUUUAUUGUCACUAGGUUUGUGAUAGGUAAUUACAGUUUUUAAAUUGCUAAGGCCUCAGACACACAGGCCUAGAGACUGGUUGGUUACACCACCCCUGGCAACCUCCCCCGUCAAUAGGGAAAAUUUGUAUUCUUUAACCAGUUGGCAUAUGGUUGCUGGAGGUUGCUAGCCAUUGCCAGGCAAAAUUGGUCGUGAAGAGGAAGCUGCACCAAAAACCUGCUUGUGAUUGCUUUGGUUGCUACCAGAUUGCCGCAGUCACCCAUAAGAUGUCAAGUUGUCUGCAAACACUUGCAAUUCACAGUUUGAGCUGUAGUGAAACUUGGAAAAAGUGCAGCAUAAACUGAAAAAGGAAAACCCCUUCCAGGCAAAAUUGUGGUUUACGACUGCAAACGACACAUUUAAUUUGAAUUGAAUUGAAAAACCUGGCAGCAACUUGCAACUAGUCAAGGAAUGCACCUUUUUUGCUCAUGACCACUUGCUGCCAGAUGGUUGUCGACCAGUCUGAGUCAAGACUUGUGUGACUGGGGCCCACCUUUGCUAGUUUUAAAAUAGUGCAAUUGAAUGCACAGCUGUUACAAGUUCAGAAAUAAAAACAAAAUUCAAACCGAACUUUAUUAGACUCAUUAACAGUUGGGAGAAUUAAUUUCCCCUGAAGUAAUUUUCACAUUUUUCUAUCUUCUGUAGUGUCUCUUGUCUUUGUAAUUCCUUAAAGAAAAUUGGUGGACAAACAGAUUGAAAUUGUGCUUAGCCUUGUUUCAUCUGCAGUUACUGCUUUGACAUUAAAAUAUGUUCUAUAUAUUGUGUGUUCUUAGUGUAAAAAAGAAAAGUUCAGCAAAUUGUACCAUGAUAUGCUUCACUUUAAUGAGGAAACACAUAAAUGAGAAUGGGGGGGAGAGCAGGAUGACAUGAGCCAUGGAGAAGCUUAAGGUGUGAGAAAUAGAGGACCUGAUGUGCAAUUUGAUGAUGGAAAAAAAAACAAGUAAAAGAAGCAAGUUUUUCUUUAACACAACCAGAAAAUGUGAAAAGACAGAAGGGGGGGUAUGUUGAGGCAGAGGUAGCGAUAGUAGGAGGAGGUGGGAGUGUUUCUGUAUUCCAGACUGCGGUAAAGCCUGAAGGCUUUUUAGGCAUGGUCCCAGACACAAUUAUCCAAACACACACUAAUCAGCUGCUUCAAAAUUAAUCCCAGACUCCCUAUCCACAUUAUCUAAUUUGUUUGUUUGGAAUAAAUUUUUUAAAAGUGUGUGU